AUGCCGUCGCCAGAUUCCCUCACCUUUGACAACGACGAGUUCGUCGACGUUGUGUUUGGGAAGUCACCGAAGGGAGGACAUGAUCAUAAAGAUGGGUCUAAGAAAGCGCCGAAAGACAAGAGCUUCUACGAGCAUUCGGUGGAGACUGUGUCUGCGCCGUGGAGUUACCCUAUUGCUGCCAGCGCCGACGCUCUUCGCCGCCUGUACCCCAAGCAUUCGCUCCAAACAACCAGGGACUCUUCGCUCAAUAUCCUCUCACUUCCGGGAGUUGCAGUUGAGCCACUUGAGAAGACACCUCUUAUCACCAGCCUCUUCUUCGCUCCUCUCUCCAAGAGGCUCGCUGGUGUCCCUGGUGUCUUAAUCGACAAGGUCGAACUGGGCGGCUUUAACAUUUCCUGGCAGGGUCUUGACUUCAUUGUUUAUAUCAUCCAGGCCCCUAUCGGGUUCGGCGUGGUGACCCAAACUUACAUCCUUCACGAAGGGCCCGAGGACCGCAUCCGCAUUCUCCUUCUCAGCGCUGGCGCAUACAACCAUGAGCUCCACAACGAGAUCUGGGUCUAUGACCAAGGUUACUGGCAGAAGGACAGUGCCCUUUGGGCCGAGGUUCAGAAAGCCGACUGGAAAGACGUAAUCUUGAAAGAUGAGUUCAAGAAGGCCCUACACAAGGACGUGUAUGGCUUCUUCAAGUCCGAGAAGAUCUACAAGGAGCUUGCAAUCCCAUGGAAGCGCGGUCUCAUUUUCUACGGACCUCCAGGUAAUGGCAAGACCAUCAGUAUUAAGGCCAUCAUCAAGACGUGCGAUGAGCAAGGAUUCACUCCCCUCUACGUCAAGACGUUCACUAACUGGGCCGGAGAUGAACAGGCUAUGAACGAUGUCUUCAAUAAGGCUCGACAACUAGCUCCCUGCGUCAUCAUUCUGGAAGACCUGGACAGCUUGAUUACAGACCGAAACCGUUCCUUCUUCCUGAAUCAAGUCGAUGGUCUCUCAGGAAACGACGGAUUGCUCUUGAUUGGAACAACAAAUCACUUCGAUCGUCUCGACCCUGGUUUGAGCACUCGACCCAGUCGAUUUGACCGGAAAUACAAAUUCGAUGACCCUGACCUCGAAGAGCGCAAAUUAUACGUGCAGUAUUGGCAGAAGAAGCUCUCUGGAAAUGAGGAGAUUGAUUUCCCCGACAAGAUGGUCGAUGAAAUUGCAGAGAUCACUGAUAGAUUCAGCUUUGCUUACCUCAAGGAAGCCUUUGUCUCCACUCUCGUCACCCUGGCCGGAUGGGAAGGAGAGAAGCCUUCUUUCCGUUCGCUGCUCAAGCAAGAGAUUCACAAGUUGAGCAAGCAACUUGACAAGCAAGUCAUCGAGAAUUCAGAGAAUAGCGUUCAACAAUUCACUCCUAACACUGCUCCUACUCGGCCUCCACGACCUAGCUCGGCCACUGAGCGGGACAUCAGGGCUGUUCUCGACUCUCUUGCGGAGUCUACGCCUUCGAACAGGGUCUACCACACCGGGAACGGAACCUCUCGAAUCUUAGAGCAAGAACUCCGCAACACCCAGGACGUGAAUGCUCUCCUCCACGCACUGUCUGACCUCAGAACCUCUGAAGAGGCGGCUUCCUUCCGUCAUUACGAGACUCGAGGUUUCUCAGGGCGCCUCGCCGACGAAGACGACCCCAGCGCCUCUUGGAAUUACUCCUCCAAUGCGGAUGGAAGCCCUCGUAAUUUAAUGAAUCGCAUGUCGAGUACCCAGAGGGAGAGGGACAUGCGACUUGCUGGCCUCCAGAACAUGACCAUGAGGUCAAGCAACGCGUCUUCCUCCCGUCGUCAUUUCGAUCUCGGAGGAGGGCCUCGUUGGGAGGGCCUUGGCAGGCCUUCCCCUGCCACCGGCACUUUCCCUGUCCGAUACCAUCCCAGCCCCAACGAACCUUCCGCUUCUGAUCUUGCCUAAAUUUCUGUACUAUACUUAAGUUCGUCCCCCGUGUGUGUAUUUGUAGCUCUUGCCCAAGUUUGAUGCUCCAGAAUCUCCAUUUGUAGCGUGCUAGCCCCUGUUUACUGAAGUGCGGAUCUUAUCUUAUCAUCCGAACAAA
Coprinopsis cinerea okayama7#130 is the source of this 2077-nucleotide messenger RNA. RefSeq names its product ATP-dependent Zn protease. Gene Ontology annotation, cellular component: cytosol; peroxisomal membrane. The record is from RefSeq and is a predicted model, not a curated record. Lineage: Eukaryota; Fungi; Basidiomycota; Agaricomycetes; Agaricales; Psathyrellaceae. Gene Ontology annotation, biological process: protein import into peroxisome matrix. The transcript has 11 exons. The coding region runs from base 1 to 1938 and encodes 645 amino acids. Gene Ontology annotation, molecular function: ATP binding; ATP hydrolysis activity.